Leptopilina boulardi is the source of this 2564-nucleotide messenger RNA. RefSeq names its product cullin-1-like. Bases 185 to 2482 code for a protein of 765 amino acids. The record is from RefSeq and is a predicted model, not a curated record. Gene Ontology annotation, biological process: protein ubiquitination; SCF-dependent proteasomal ubiquitin-dependent protein catabolic process. Lineage: Eukaryota; Metazoa; Arthropoda; Insecta; Hymenoptera; Figitidae. The transcript has 10 exons. Gene Ontology annotation, molecular function: ubiquitin protein ligase binding. Gene Ontology annotation, cellular component: SCF ubiquitin ligase complex.
AAAUUAAGGUUGUGUUUCAAAUUGAAAUUCUGUUAAAUAACUGUUUAUUUCUUUUUCUCUCUCACAGAGAAAAAUAAAGAAAGAAUUAUUUUCAAGUACUAUAGGAAAAUUUAAAACGUAACCUUCAUGAAAUUAUAAGAAGUGUAAGAAUUGGAUAUUUUGUGAAGAAACACUUUUACUCAAAAUGGGAAGACCAGCAAAAAAACAUGACAAAGCAUCAGUAAACAAAUCAAAUAAGAUGCUGGAUAAUAUAUGGAUUCAAGUUAAAGAUGGAGUUGAAAGUAUUUAUAAAGGAGAAUCUAUGUCAAGUCAAAAAUACAUGAUUAUGUAUUCAUGUGUCUAUAAUUAUUGUACAAAAGUUCAAAUGAAUGCUCCUCCAGUUAGACCACAAAAUAAUAAAAAACCAACAAUUAUUGGAGCACAAGUUUUGGGUUUUGAACUUUAUACACGUAUAACUAAUUUCAUUGAAAAUUAUCUCGACAAAUUGCAAAAGGGUGCAGUUAAUUUAGUCGACGAGGACAUUUUGGUUUUCUAUACAAAACAAUGGGAGGAUUAUCGUUUUAGUUCAAAAGUUUUAAACGGAGUGUGUUCGUAUUUAAAUCGACAUUGGGUUCGAAGAGAAACCGAAGAAGGAAGUACAGAAAUUUAUCAAAUCUAUGAACUCGCUAUGAAUUUAUGGAAAAUUCAUGUAUUUAAACAUCUUGAAAAACAGGUAACAGCAGCUGUGCUUCAAUUAAUAGAACGCGAACGUCAUGGUGAAUUGAUAAACACUAGUUUAGUGAGUGGUGUGAUAAAUUGUUAUGUUGAGUUGGGUUUAAAUUCAAAUUUAUCGACAAACAAUUUAAUUUAUGAAAAUUCAUUUGAAAAUCUAUUUAUCAAUGAAACGGAACAUUUUUAUUUACAAGAAAGUCUCAAUUUAUUAUCAACAAAUACAAUAUCGGAAUAUAUGAAAAAAGUUGAGGAACGAUUACAAGAGGAAACAAAACGUGUUCAAAUUUAUUUACAUCCAUCGACACAUGAUCGUCUUCAAAAAGCUUGUGAAAAAAUUCUUAUUGGAAAAUAUAUUAAUGAAUUUAAUUGUGAAUUUAUAAUAUUUUUGGUUUCUUGGCGAACAACCGAUUUAACGAGAAUGUAUCAAUUAUUAUCAAAAAUACCCAAUGGUUUAAUUGAUUUGAAAAUAAUUUUUGAAAAUUUUGUCCUACAAGAUGGUCUUUCUAUUUUAGAUAAAUGUGCAGAUGCGGCAAUUAAUGAUCCAGAAUUGUAUACAAAGGAAAUAUUGGAUAUUUAUGUAAAACACAAUAAUCUAAUCAACAAAUCAUUUAAUAAUGAUAACGGAUUUCAAUCAAUGCUCGACAGAGCUUGCAUUCGUUUUAUCAAUCAUAAUGCAAUUACUAAAUCAUCAAAAACGUCAAGCAAGUCCUCGGAAUUAUUAGCUAAAUACUGUGAUAUACUUUUGAAAACGAGUAGCAAAAAUCCAGAAGAAAAUGAAUUGGAAGAUGCUCUUAAUCAAGGGAUGAUAAUUUUCAAAUAUUUAGAAGAUAAAGAUGUCUUUGAAAAAUAUUAUUGUAAAUUUUUGGCAAAGCGUCUGAUAAAUCACAUGUCAGCAAGUGAUGACGCAGAGGCUUCAAUGAUUUCAAAGCUCAAACAAACAUGUGGAUUUGAGUACACGUCAAAACUACAACGAAUGUUUCACGAUAUGGGUAUAUCGAAAGAUUUAAAUGAAAAAUUUCGUAAUAACUCAGCGUCAUUUGUUAAAUCAUUAGAAAUGGAUUUUAAUGUACAAAUACUUUCAUCUGGCUCGUGGCCUUUUAAAAAUUCAUAUACUUUUGCACUACCAAAUCAAUUGGAGAAAUGCCUGCAAAAGUUUACCUGUUUUUAUAGCUCUCAAUUUUGUGGAAGAAAAUUAACUUGGAUGUAUAAUUUGUCAAAGGGUGAAUUACAUACAAAUUGCUUCAAGAACAAAUACAUAAUGCAAGUCUCGACAAUGCAAAUGACUAUCUUUCUUUUGUACAAUUCAUCAUUGUCCUAUACAAUACAACAAUUGCAAGAAGAGACGCAAAUUGAUUUCAAUUUAUUAAUUCAGGUACUACAAAUUAUUCUAAAAUCCAAAGUAUUAACUACCAAUGAUGAGAAAAAUCUGACACCAUCUUCAGUUAUUAAACUUUUUAAAGGCUACAACAAUAAGAAACUCAAGGUAAAUUUAAAUGUACCAUUAAAAACGGAACAAAAAAUUGAAGUUGACAAUACGGAAAAACAUAUUGAGGAGGAUAGAAAAAUAUUGAUACAAGCGGCAAUUGUCAGAGUCAUGAAAACAAGAAAAAUUUUGAAACAUCAACAACUAUUAAUCGAAGUUUUAAAUCAAUUGAAUACAAAAUUCAAUCCAAAAGUAUCAAUCAUAAAGAAAUGCAUCGAUAUUUUAAUUGAAAAAGAAUAUCUCGAACGUGAGGAAGGAUCAAAAGAUACCUACAAAUAUCUCGCCUAAUUAUAAAUGAUGACCGAAAAAAGUCAUUUUGACAUUGUAUUUUUAAACACAAAUUUUUUAAAAUAUAUUUUAUUUUCAAAAA